GCUUUGCCCUCUCUCUAGAAAACCCAAAUAAUUCCGACGGGGAAGAGACAGAUCGCUGGGAGAUGGCUCGCCGUAGAAACGAAAGCGACGACGAUGACGACGAUUUCCUCUACCGAUACCCCGUCCCCUCCUCCUCCUCCGCCUCGGCCGCCAACUCCCGCUCCCGCGGCGGCAGCGGCGCCUCCUCCAAGGGCGGAUCCGGCGGCCUCGCCCCCUCAAAAUCGACGGUCUAUGUCUCCAACAUCGAUUACACCCUCACCAACUCCGACCUCCACACGAUCUUCUCCACCUUCGGCAAGGUCGCCCGCGUCACCGUCCUCAAGGACCACGCCACCCGCCGCAGCCGCGGCGUCGCUUUCGUGCUCUUCGUCUCCCGCCACGACGCUGCGGCGGCCGCUCGGUCCAUGAACGGGAAGGUUCUCAACGGCCGCACGCUCUCGGCCUCCAUCGCUGCUGACAACGGCCGUGCCGCCGAGUUCAUUCGCCGGAGGGUCUACAAGGACAAGAGCCGGUGCUACGAAUGCGGAGAGGAGGGCCACCUCUCCUACGAGUGUCCGAGGAACCAGCUGGGGCCCAGGGAGCGGCCCAAUCCGAAGCGGGCGCGGCGGAGGGAACAGGGCGGCGGCGGCGGCGGUGGCGGUGGCGGUGGAGGUCAAGAUGGUGGUUCUGACGGUGGCGAAGAGGAAGCUUUCGAUGACGAUAACUGGGCGUCGGUGGUGGACACGAGGGGGUUCGACGAGAAGGCGAGGGAAAGGGACGAGCGUUUUGGUGAUGGGAACGACAAGAAGAAAAAGGAGAAGAAAGUUAGCUAUUUCAGCGACGAGAGUGGCGAGGAUGAAUAGGAAGGUUCCUGAUGAAGAGUUUGAGUAUCUUAGGCAUCUCAUAGAAGAAAAGUGCACUGAAUGAACUGAUGAAUGAUAGGGUAUAUGCAUGUCUUAUGUGCUAUUCCUUCUGUAUCGAUACACACAAUUUUCUUAAGAUGUUGCUUACUUUUGGAAGUAGACUUGAUCUUUUAUUUGGUUGAAAUCAUUUAAGUCUAAACUUGUAAAGUUCAACUCGAUUAAUGGUGGACUUGCUCUUCUU
Molecule: messenger RNA, 1083 nt
Organism: Musa acuminata subsp. malaccensis (wild Malaysian banana)
Lineage: Eukaryota; Viridiplantae; Streptophyta; Magnoliopsida; Zingiberales; Musaceae
Product: U11/U12 small nuclear ribonucleoprotein 31 kDa protein
Biological process (GO): mRNA splicing, via spliceosome
Cellular component (GO): U12-type spliceosomal complex
Molecular function (GO): RNA binding; zinc ion binding
Source: RefSeq, a predicted model, not a curated record